AUGUCCACAGAGCCUGUCACAAGGGUUGCUAUUGUUGGAGCUACCGGCCGCAUCGGUGGAGCCUUUGCUAAGUCGCUUGUGGAAACAGGCCGGCAUACAGUCACAGCUCUUACCCGCCACGGUAGCCAAGGAAAACUCCCCGAUGGAGUUCUUGCUGCUCAGGUUAACUACGACGAUGACGACUCACUUGUCAAGGCCUUGAAUGGCCAACAAUUCCUUGUGAUUACACUUGGCGUCCGAGCCCCUGGUGAUCUUCAUGCUAGGAUUACUGCAGCUGCCGGAAAAGCUGGUGUCCCCUACAUUAUGCCCAAUGCGUACGGAUACCCUAUCAAUCCCGAGGGUGUGAAGGAUGAAGAUCCAUACGGAAAGCUCGCUCUCGAUCGAAUCCAUGACGCUCAAAAUGGUGUCUCGUCCUCAGUGACUCUGCCAUGUGGUUUCUGGUACGAAUGGAGCUUGGCAACCGGAGAACAAUGGUUUGGCUUCACUAUCAAAGACCGGAAGGUGACAUUUUUCGAUGACGGCACUCGCAUCGUCACCGUCAGCACUUGGGACCAAUGCGGUCGCGCGCUGGCCGCUCUCCUCAGCCUGCCAGAAUCGGGACCAACCCCUGCGCUUGCCGACUUCAAGAACAAGGAAGUCCGAAUCAAUAGUUUCCGCGUCUCGCAACGCGAUAUGCUCGAUAGUUUGCAUCGUGUCCUAGGCACCACAGACUCUGACUGGGAGAUUAGUUACGAGAGUGUGGCUAAGCGCCUUGCCGACGGUGCCGAGGAGCUGGCUAAGGGUGUUUUUACAGGGUUGCCUAAAAUGCUUUAUGGGAGUGUGUUUUUGCCAAGCAACAAGGAAGCUGAUUUUGCAGGUACAAUGGAGUUGGCAAAUGAUACAUUGGGCCUACCUAAAGAGGAUUUGGAUGAAGCGACUAAGAGGGCGGUCGAUAUGGUGGCUGCGGGAUGGAAUCCCUUUGCUGGGGUAUAA
This is a messenger RNA of Penicillium mononematosum, 972 nucleotides long. RefSeq lists its product as uncharacterized. NCBI's taxonomy places the organism in Eukaryota, Fungi, Ascomycota, Eurotiomycetes, Eurotiales, Aspergillaceae. The transcript has 2 exons. The coding region runs from base 1 to 972 and encodes 323 amino acids. The record is from RefSeq and is a predicted model, not a curated record.